AUGCGGCGUUCGGAAAACGCUGUCGCACUCUAUAAGCUGCCCCAAACGGGCCCUAAGUAUGGACUUAAUUUUUUAUUGCAGAUCAAAAGCCUUCUUGGGACAAAAGCAGAGUGGAUAUACCACAUAUUACAGGCAUUUAACACUGGCAAUUUAGCUCGCUACCAAGAACUUUGUAAAGUUUACAAUUCUGCAUUGAAUGCACAACCGGCACUGGUAGCCAAUGAGGAGAAGCUUUUGGAGAAGAUAAACAUUCUCUGUUUGAUGGAAAUCAUCUUUAGUCGACCUUCCGAAGACCGGACAAUUCCACUGAAAAUCAUUGCAGAUCGGACUAAGCUUGCCAUAGAGGAUGUUGAGCAUCUUCUCAUGAAGAGUCUAUCAGUUCGCCUCAUUGAAGGAAUAAUAGAUGAAGUGGAAGGAAGAGUGCAUGUGUCAUGGGUACAACCUAGGGUUCUUGGAGUUCCACAGAUCCAAUCUUUGCGCGACCGGCUUGAUAAUUGGGUCAGCAAGGUGAGAACCGCUUUGAUAUCCGUGGAAUCCGAGCUGCCGGAUCUUGUGGCUUUUUCAUGAGACCCAAAUCUGAUAAGUAAGAGCUAUGAGUAUUCCAUCAUUAUUUCUUCCAUGCAAGAAAUGAUGUUAUGAUUGGAAGGAGAGCAGAAAAUGGAAAGAGAUGCUACUCUAUUUAUUCAAGGUGGGAUGGGAUCAGCUCUCCAAAGUUCAUUUAAUAAGAGUUAAAACUAGAAACAUGCAUACACAGAGAGAGAGAGAGAGAGAGAGAGAGAGAGA
Molecule: messenger RNA, 783 nt
Organism: Phalaenopsis equestris
Lineage: Eukaryota; Viridiplantae; Streptophyta; Magnoliopsida; Asparagales; Orchidaceae
Product: 26S proteasome non-ATPase regulatory subunit 13 homolog B-like
Exons: 4
Coding region: 1-567 (188 amino acids)
Biological process (GO): ubiquitin-dependent protein catabolic process
Cellular component (GO): nucleus; cytosol; proteasome regulatory particle, lid subcomplex
Molecular function (GO): structural molecule activity
Source: RefSeq, a predicted model, not a curated record